Molecule: messenger RNA, 896 nt
Organism: Frieseomelitta varia
Lineage: Eukaryota; Metazoa; Arthropoda; Insecta; Hymenoptera; Apidae
Gene: U2af38
Product: splicing factor U2af 38 kDa subunit
Exons: 5
Coding region: 121-843 (240 amino acids)
Biological process (GO): mRNA splicing, via spliceosome
Cellular component (GO): spliceosomal complex; U2AF complex
Molecular function (GO): metal ion binding; pre-mRNA 3'-splice site binding
Source: RefSeq, a predicted model, not a curated record
AUUUUGGAUCAGAAUCACUGGAUAGGCAAAACGUUGUAUAUGUUGUAACAAAACGACUCUUUGCAUGUUUCAGAAAAAUAUUGUAUCUUACAAUUUAGAAAUAUUAAGAAAUAACAGAGUAUGGCAGAGUAUUUGGCAUCAAUUUUCGGUACAGAGAAAGACAAAGUAAAUUGUUCGUUUUAUUUUAAAAUCGGUGCCUGCCGACAUGGAGACAGAUGCUCACGAAUUCAUAACAAGCCAACUUUUAGUCAGACAUGUUUGUUGCAAAACCUUUACGUAAACCCUCAAAAUUCAGCAAAAAGUGCAGAUGGAUCUCAUUUGGUUGCAAAUGUUUCUGAUGAAGAAAUGCAAGAACAUUAUGAUAACUUUUUUGAGGAUGUUUUUGUUGAGUGUGAAGACAAGUACGGUGAAAUAGAAGAAAUGAAUGUGUGUGAUAAUCUUGGAGAUCACUUAGUUGGGAAUGUUUACAUUAAAUUUCGACGAGAAGAAGAUGCAGAAAGAGCUGUGAAUGAUUUGAAUAACAGAUGGUUUGGUGGGAGACCAGUUUACGCCGAACUUUCUCCAGUUACUGAUUUCAGAGAAGCUUGCUGUCGUCAGUAUGAAAUGGGAGAAUGCACACGUUCAGGAUUUUGUAAUUUUAUGCAUUUGAAGCCUAUUUCACGAGAAUUACGACGUUAUUUAUAUAGUCGAAAAAAGGGUAAAGGGCGAUCAAGAUCACGUUCGCGAUCACGCGGUCGUGAUCGUAAACGAAGAUCACGAUCUCGUGAUAGAAGAUCCAGAUCCAAAGACCGUCGAAAAGGUAGAGAUGACAAAGGUAGAGAUGGACGAUCUGGAAGGUAUUAAUUAUGUUAUUUUUCAAUUGUAAUAAUCCUUCAUAAUAAAACAAUUUAAAUUUA